Molecule: messenger RNA, 2358 nt
Organism: Anoplophora glabripennis (Asian longhorned beetle)
Lineage: Eukaryota; Metazoa; Arthropoda; Insecta; Coleoptera; Cerambycidae
Product: protein tramtrack, beta isoform-like
Exons: 9
Coding region: 120-1991 (623 amino acids)
Biological process (GO): regulation of transcription by RNA polymerase II
Cellular component (GO): nucleus
Molecular function (GO): DNA binding; protein binding
Source: RefSeq, a predicted model, not a curated record
UCUUCUAAUCGUACAGUCCGUUUUCCACUGCGGUCUUGUCUUUUAUCGCGAAUUGAUCCGUGUUGUUUGUUUUGCAUGUUUAUUUGUGUCAUCUGGGUAUUUACGGCUAAACAGGGAGGAUGUCUGGGCAGCAUUACUGUCUGCGAUGGAACAAUUAUCAGAGCAAUAUGACCUCGGUUUUCCACCAGCUUCUCCAGAAUGAAGCUUUCGUAGAUGUUACUUUAGCCUGUAAUGACUUAUCACUAAAAGCCCACAAGGUAGUCUUAUCAGCAUGUUCCUCAUAUUUCCAGAAACUGUUGUUAGAGAAUCCCUGCAAGCACCCAACGAUAAUAAUGCCUCAAGACGUCUGCUACUCCGACCUCAAAUUCAUCAUCGAGUUCGUUUACAAAGGGGAAAUUGAUGUCUCUCAGGCCGAGCUCCAGUCGAUCCUGCGAACGGCGGACCAAUUAAAGAUCAAAGGCUUGUGCGAGUCGCCCGACGACAAAGAAAACUCCGAAUCGCCCCUGCCCCUGUACUGCAAAGGUGGCAGGAAGUCCGCCUCCCCCAGGCACUUCAGGCUAGCGGACAGCGGCAACCGGAGGGCCAAAUACCGCCGCACCAGCCUCCAGGAGAGACCAUCGGAUGAGACACCGGGCGGCUGCAGGGAGGGCAAAGCGCAGCCGGGCCACUCGUCGGAUGAGGAAAAUGACAUGCCAGUAGCUCUGGAUGAGCACAAGAGAAGCAGGCACCAGCCCGAGCAGACCAAACCACUCAACAUGAGCAGCCAUGGACUUAUGACCGGACAGACAAUCUUCUCCCAGUUCGGAGUGGACACCGAUGACUUCCCCCCGGAACCUCCGGCACCCUCCGCCAUCCCCGUCGGCCACGUGGACAUGGCGGACCACUCGCCCACCCGUUCCCUCCUCACCAACACCCCUAUCCAUCGAACGGACAUCUCGGACUCCACCAAGUACACUUUGGACAUCAAAAAGGAGGCCGACAUCAAGUUCGAAACGCUGCGGUCGUACGACCAGGACUCUCUUCUGGACAUGGAGUCGCAUAUGUCCGGCCCUGACCAUUCCAUGGACAGCCACGACGAUUGUGAUAGGGGCCUGCAUCCCAGCAUGAUGGUCCAGCAGGAUUUCGUUGGAAUGAUGCCGGGCGUUUCGAAUAGAUUAGAUGUAAAUAGUGAAGAUCAAGUACCUGGAACCAAAAAUAAUGGCCAUAAUGAAAACUUGCAACACACGCCCCGGUCACACGGGGGCGGACCAAAAACUUGGACUCAGGAAGAUAUGGAUAUGGCCUUAGAUGCCUUAAGAAAUCAUAAUAUGAGCCUUACGAAGGCUUCGGCGACUUACGGUAUUCCCUCCACUACUUUAUGGCAAAGAGCACACAGACUAGGCAUAGACACCCCGAAAAAGGAAGGACCAACGAAGUCUUGGACGGAAGAGAACCUCAACAGCGCUUUGGAAGCUUUACGGACCGGAACCAUCUCGGCCAACAAAGCUAGUAAGGCGUACGGUAUACCCAGCAGCACUCUAUACAAAAUAGCGAGACGAGAAGGAAUAAGACUGGCAGCCCCUUUUAAUGCGGCCCCGACCACAUGGACGCCGGAGGAUUUAGAGAAAGCUUUGGAAUCCAUCAGGACGGGGCAAACGUCUGUACAAAAGGCUUCUACUGAGUUCGGCAUACCCACGGGGACGCUCUACGGAAGGUGCAAAAGGGAAGGCAUAGAAUUGUCACGGUCGAAUCCUACGCCUUGGUCGGAAGACGCCAUGGGUGAAGCACUGGAAGCUGUGAGGUUGGGCCAUAUGUCUAUAAAUCAAGCAGCGAUUCACUACAAUUUGCCUUAUUCCUCGCUGUAUGGACGGUUCAAGCGAGGAAUAAAAUAUGACUCGGAUAACAUUGAAGUAAAUCAGGACAGUCAGUCGCAAAUGGACGCGCAUUCGUUCGGAAUGGACUACAGCACCACCUCCCACCAACAAAUUCAGUACCAUAACCAGAAUAGCUGAGACACGGCCUUCAACUUUGAUUGCUUUUAAUAUUAACUUUCCUAGGAAUUCGUAAGUUUUCGUUAGAAGCAUCAAGGUUCGAAGGUCAAAACAAUUAAUCAAUUUUAUGCUGAAUUGUCAUUACCAUACUAGGCUGUUGUGCUAAAAGUUACUUAAAGAUUGUGAAGUUUCCCUAUUAUUUUUAAUCAGAUAUUAGAAUAAUUAAAUUGAUAGCCUUGUUCCAGAGGUUUUAUUGAAGAAGUGCAAUAUUAUUCUAUUUAAUACUGUCUAGAUAUAGUGUACAGAAUUGUAUAUUGUAGCUAAUUUAUUAAAAAUUGUUAACUAUUUUAAGUUUUUUUUCUAUUUGUUAUUAAUUUUUUAAUGUUGA